UCUGCAAAAUAAAACGCCUUUGUCCGGGGCCACCUUUAGUAAAACGACAAAGCGUGUUCCGAACGACUUUGUUGACGUACAAUUGAAACAAUCGGUCGGGCAGCUUUUCUCACUGCAGCGUCGGCAUUUUGUGUCAACCUUGCCGAUGACAGGCAACCAGCACUCACAUCUCUGGUGUAUAAAAAGCGUAAUAAGUCUACAUGCAGUCAUUGAGCACUUCGAAGCAGGAACCAUGGCCGGUCUUCUGUUAGUCUCUGUGUUCGCGAUUUCAGUGGCCUGCGUGGCCUCCUACCAGCAGAACGUAAUGUGGGGUCGUGGCCUCAGUGGCAGCGGUCUCUCAGGUUUUGGCAGUGGUCAACCCGUAGGCUACGGAAACAGUGGCUACGAAAGUGGCUAUGGCUUUGCCGGAGGCCUGGGCGGACUGAGCGUGUACGGAAGCGGAGAUGGAGGCGACGGUGGAAAUUUCGAAUUCAGCCCCCUCCCCCAUACUCACCAGCCAGGCUGCCCCCAUUUUCAAGGUGGAUACGGCGGUGGUAUCGGCAGUGGCUUCGGUAACGGAUUGCUUGGCCCCCAACACCUGCAGCUACAACAACAGCGGUUUGGUUGGUAAAAAGAGAGGCGAACUAGAAAACACCGCUGCGGAGAAGAAUGCUUUUGUACAAUAAACACGUCCAGCCAUUCGCUAAUGUCGGAAAGAAACUA
Molecule: messenger RNA, 702 nt
Organism: Dermacentor andersoni
Lineage: Eukaryota; Metazoa; Arthropoda; Arachnida; Ixodida; Ixodidae
Source: RefSeq, a predicted model, not a curated record